Plasmodium berghei ANKA is the source of this 507-nucleotide messenger RNA. RefSeq names its product conserved Plasmodium protein, unknown function. The transcript has 2 exons. The record is from RefSeq and is a predicted model, not a curated record. Lineage: Eukaryota; Apicomplexa; Aconoidasida; Haemosporida; Plasmodiidae. The coding region runs from base 1 to 507 and encodes 168 amino acids.
AUGUCUAACUUUUAUGAAAAUGAUGAUGAUGUUCUUCAAAUGAUACAACAAAUAAAAAAAAUAACUAAUGAGUCAAAAAGAAAAUUUGAACAUGAAAUAGAUUAUUUAGUCAAAGAUACAAAAAAUUGUUUAAUUAACACUGUUAAUCAUGAAAAAAAUGCUAUAAAAAAUACAGCAGAGGAAAAAUUAAAUAAAUAUCGUGAAAAUAUUUUAAAACAGGAAAAAAAUAUUAAAGAAAAACAUAGAAUAUAUCAAAAAUUGAAAACCGAAUUAGCUGAAGUAGCAAACAAUUACAAAAAUAAAAUUAAGGACUUCUAUAAGGAAACAGAAAACAUCAUAAAUGUUUAUGAAUCUGAAAAAAAGGAAUUAGAGACAUUAGAAGAUAGGGAGUGGAAAGAAUUAAAUGCUCAAUCAAUUGAAAUUCUAAACAAAACUAAAUCUAAAAUAUAUGCCAAUAAAGAAGAAACUAACGAAAAACUUAGAAAAGUUUUAAAGUCAAUACUUUAA